Messenger RNA from Phymastichus coffea, 6896 nucleotides. Its product is annotated as forkhead box protein N2-like. The coding region runs from base 296 to 1897 and encodes 533 amino acids. Gene Ontology annotation, cellular component: nucleus. The record is from RefSeq and is a predicted model, not a curated record. Gene Ontology annotation, biological process: regulation of DNA-templated transcription. Gene Ontology annotation, molecular function: DNA-binding transcription factor activity; cis-regulatory region sequence-specific DNA binding. The transcript has 7 exons. NCBI's taxonomy places the organism in Eukaryota, Metazoa, Arthropoda, Insecta, Hymenoptera, Eulophidae.
ACCACUCGGAUGCUACCGCGCGACCGAUCUCUUUUUUCGUCUACUCGCGACUGAUUGUUUUCCAACAAAAAAAUCUGGCAGUGCUUUAUGAAUUUUUGUUUUUUGUUGUCGGUGCGUUUGAGUGAUAGACGAAAGUGAAUUGUUAAUGCACAAUAUAUUCUGGCCAAUUAACAAGUGCAACGUGUUUCGUUUUUUUUUUCUUUUUCAGCAGCGGAUGUUUACCAAGAUGAACGUGGCCUAGUUGCACGAGAAAUGCUGUUUAUUGAAAAAUUGUUACGCGGAAAAAUUUGAAAAAAUGGCUCCAGACAGACCAGAUGCAUCGGACGUGGUGACUAAUGGAAUACCCAUAGCAACGUCGACAUACGGACUGUGCAACACAUUCGGCAUCAAAGAAAGCGACAGCGCGAAUCAUCAGCAGUACCUCGAGGAAUCGAUGGUGCAUGCUAGUGAAAUCGUUAUCGAAGAAGAGGUUAAACCGGAGAUUAACGAGAAGCCAAUUAAUCAAUCCGAUGACGAUUUAACGUCACUUAGUUGGUUGCACCAGCAGAAUUUACUGAAAGGGUUGGAUAUUACGGAACAACAACCAAUAAAGAAUGUUAAAGAUGAAAAUAUUCUAAAUAAUAACGUGGUCGCGUACGAAGAUAGUCUUGAUACUUCGGAAAAUACAAAUUCCGUAUCCAGUCUGGAUGAAAGUUAUUAUCCAGAAAGUAACGGCAACCCCGGUGGAGUAUGUUCGCCGCAGUUUGGAGCCUAUGACGUAAUAGUGAGUAACGGUUGUUCACCUCCAAAAAAUACUCAGGAAAAUUCAUCACCGAACGGUACAACACGCAACAAGCAUCCAACCCACAUACCUUACGAUCCUCAUCUGCACAAGAACAGCAAGCCACCAUACUCAUUCUCCUGCCUCAUCUUCAUGGCUAUCGAGGACAGUCCAGUCAAAGCACUUCCAGUCAAGGAGGUUUACGCUUGGAUACUCGAACACUUCCCGUACUUCAGAAAUGCUCCGACCGGCUGGAAAAACUCGGUCAGGCACAACUUGAGCCUAAACAAGUGCUUCCGCAAAGUCGAGAAAUCACCAGUGAGUGUUUCUCCAGAUACCACCCUUUGUAAUCUAGGCAAAGGUUCGUUGUGGAUGGUAGAUGCACAGUACCGCCCAAAUUUACUUCAAGCUCUAUCACGUUGCCCUUAUCCGUUGCCAACAAAUGCCAAUAUCAUUGCGCCGGAAAAGUCAACGCGCAAAAGUUCCAACACACGACUGCCGGAUCCUGUGUUGUUUCCGUAUUUGUCCAAGCGACUUGCGUCGAGUAACAUUGACGACAAUUCCGAUGCUGAUUUCGACAGUGACGUCGAUGCAGCGGCCGCUGCCAUGUUGUCCUUCAAACAUGGCCCAAUAAUUCUUAAUCACAAUAAAGUGUUUAUUAAUGAAGAUAAUUGUAAUGAUGAAGAUAUUAUUCCUGACGUAGAUCCUAAAAGAAAAAAUCCUGAGCCAGAUAAGAUGGUUCCGGUGAUUACACGGAGCUGUACCGAAGACCAUACGUACAGCUUAAUCACGUCGGUGCGUCUGGAAAGACGGCAAAUUAAUACGUGUUCAGACAUAGACGAGCAACGUAAAAUUGCCGAAGGUGCCGAUGCUCUUCUAAACCUAGCGGGUGUAACAACAGAGUCAUUUAUAGUGCGCGAUCCACUCGACCCUGAAGAAGAGGAAGGGGAAUUCGAUAUGCUUUAUGGCCCGUACAAAAACGCUCUGCCAUCGAUCUCUGGCAGUGACCCGCUAGAAAUCAGACCUACAAACAAACGCCGCUCAUCGAAUACCGAUGUCACAAACAAACGACGCAAACGACCGUGGCAAGAAGCGUGGAACGCCAAUGGCAGGUAUCCUAAGCAAGUGCGAGGCUAAUACUCGAUAUAAGCUCAUUCGUUAAAACUGUUUAAUCGUAAAAUUCAAAGUUUCAUCGAUUGCAUGUCAAAGACACUCGAUAAAUUGACGUUAAAGUUCACUUAGAUCUUAUGCACAGUUGGAUGUUUUAUAUCGAUGAAGCUUCUCAUCGUAUGGAAAAUACUACUAGGCGUGGUGAUUUACGAGAUAAAAAUAGAGAGGAACGAAUGAAUGAUUUACGUGUUUUAACUUUUUUUAACGCAUGUGUAUGUAUGUGUUUGUGUGCGCUUGUAUGUGUAUCCACACGUACAUAAAUUGAAUAUGAACGCGUAUAUACACAUGGCAGACCAGAGUUAGAACACAACUCGUGCAAUGCCAAAAACCAAUUCAGUAGCACUAAACGUCAAGCAAUAACGCAAGGGUAAAGGGAGAUAAAGAUUGCUAGUGUGUGUAUAUAUAUAUAUUUAUAUAUAUAAAGAGGAUAUAUAAAUAUUAUUGCAGUACCGUCCAUUAAUUCUGAACAGAUAAUCAAUUUUUUGCUUCAAAUUCGAAGGAACAUAUCUUCAAAUUUGAUCCUAGACAAAUUCUGAGUAUAUCAUUUCAAAUCUUUAUUCAGAGUUUUGCCAGUUGUAAUAUUUAAAAAAUCGUAAAUUAUUGAAUAAAAGCGUAGAAAUGAACAUAUUACAAAAAUUACUUGUACAAUUUGUUUUUUGAGAAAACAUAUUUAAAAAAAAAUAGUCAGCUUGAGAAAAAGUUUUGAAUAAUAUGCUAAAAUGGUCCGUUCAAAAAAAUGUUUAGAAUAAAAAUUGAAGAAUAUAUACUCUCUUAACGACUCAAAGUUAAAGCUACAAAUUGAUUACUUGAUUAGUAUUGAUGAAGAGUACUAUAUAUGGAGAAGAAUUUUAAAGUAAUAAUGUAGACAAAGAGCAGUCGCUACUUGAUUGCAAAUUUUAAAUGAGUGAAUUACAAGGAGAGAAAGUUGUGUAUGGGAUGUUGUCGGAAUGUUGUCAGACUUAUAAACAAAAAAUGUUGCGAUUAUCAUAAAUAGAAAAUAUUAAUUCAUAUAGAGAGUUUAUUAAUAAUAAUCACAGAUCUUUAUUAGACUUUUUCUUGUAGAUAUUGUAUAGAGAUAAAAAAAGGCUAACUAAUUAUUCACUAAAAAAAUUAUAUAUAUAUAUAAUUUCUUGAUAUCAAAGUUCAUAACAUGCACGUAGAGCACAUAAGAGGAAAUAAUAUAUUUAAGUUGAAAAUGCCAAGUUUGUCUCAUCUGUAGAGUCACUUAUUUUUAUAUUCGUAUUUAUUAUGAAUUUUCAUUUAUUUCUAAUGUAGGUAAAAAAAUCUAACGUAAUAUAUUAUGUUUAAUAUAUUAUUUUUCAAUGCACAUAUGCUUGUGUGAACAUAUUCAGUAAGUUACCAAAGAUGAGACGCACUAGGUAUUAUGAAUGACAUCACGCGAACAAUAAUCACUGACGUACUAGAAGUAUAUGAUUUAUUAAAUAGUGGACGGAGGCUACGUAAUAUGUCGUAUAUACAAAUAUAUGUAAAAAAAGAUCCAGUAUUUCUCACCUUUUUCUACUCUAUAUGUGGCUUUUCAAAACAAACAAGAAACUCACAGAAACAUUUCGGCAAACGCGCACAAGCAUAUAAGCUUUCUCGUACUAAACAAGCUCGAAAAUAAAUUAUUAUCCUUUAUUUUAUUAGAUAAUAAAAGCUUAUAUGGCGAUGUUGAAGCGCGACAAAAAAAAUAUAUAAAGACGGACGGAUAUAAGCGAAAAAUAUAUUUUUACAGGGCUUUUUGCCCGCGUGAUAAUGCUCUUCCUAUAGUAAAAAUUUUUGCUGUGACACUUGUCGCUAAACCCAUUGCAAUGUAAUCAGUGAUUGAUCUUUUCGUUGAACUUCGACAUUGUUAUUAUGAUACACGCAUUAUCAUGAUUUUGCAUAAUAAUUUGAACGUUACUAUUGGCUCUAUUACAAAAUUAAAUCGCUAUUCGUUAAAAGGAAUCGUUUAUUUAUUUUGAUAGUAUUCGUAAGCUGUUGAGAAUAUGAAAAUUAUUAAUAUAUUUUCUUAUUUAACUCUUUUAAAAAAAAAUCGUGAUUUAGCGCGUUAAUAAUUUUUUGUUUUGUUUUCAAAAGAGAUAAUAUAAAGUGUGUUGAAUUUGUAAGUAUUUUGAUAAACAUACUUUUGAUAGAUCAUGUAAGAUAUACUUUUUCUAAAACGAUAAAGCGUUUUUCAAUAUGAAUUUUUAUUUACUUUUUAACUAAUUUGGAUGAAUAUUUGUAAAUUCCUUGACUUAAAAGAAAGUAAAAAUAACCUUUUAACAUUAAGCGAUUUAAUUUCUAUAUUUGGAAAUUAAUGUUAAGAUGAAUUAUUUUUGUAUAAAUGUAAAUAUUUUGUUUUUCCUUGGCGUUGUUUAUGAAAAAGAUUCAUUGACGAUUUAAAAUCUUCGAUGGGUCGAGUUGUACAAUUUUAAAUAAGCUGUUGCGGUUAUAUAGUCGUUAAUAAAACUACGUAAGUUAUGUUUUUUCUCGAUUUACCUUUAACAUAUGAAACUCAAAGCUAUAUGGAAUAUCGUUCAACUUUGACGCUCAUUUACAAUGUUGUUCAGUUACUCCAUAAAUUUUGUUCCAAAUGAAAAGAUGAAACAAUAACCUCAGACAUGUAACCACGUAAAUCUAGUCUUAACAAAGCGAGUCCGCACACUUGCAUACUCCAAUUAUAUUCGUCCCAAACUUUCUUCAAAAUGUUUAUUCAGCUCUGUCAGUUCAGAAAUAAAAAUCUAAAAUUAUAGUUUUGUAAUUUCGUAGGAGCGAACGGAUCUUGUGGUCAGACACGUUAACAUUGCGAUUCCUUCGUUAUUUACCUCUAGAUCGCGGUUUACGUUUUAUCAAAAGUGACCGAGGAAUGUAUGUUGAAGAGAAUGCCACAUACGCAAAACAAAAUGAAUAACUUGAGAAUUCACGCUUUUUAGCUUUUAUUAUAGAGCUUGAUUGCAAAUAUAUCUAUCUGUGAUAUAAAAAAAGGUUUUCGAGCUUCUAAAAAAUUAUUCUUACGGCAUUCUAGUCUCUAUUCCUCAGUCUAAUUUAUAAUUCUCGAUGCGCUUGUUAAAAAUAGAAUUUAUCGUGAAUAAGGUGGAAUUUGCAUUACCUUAUUGCGUAUGAAAAAAAAAUUAACUUUUAUUCGCGACGACUGACAAGUCUGUUCUUCCACGCACCGCAUCCUUCAGUUAAUAAUGGAAUAGAAAUUUACGCUUUAAUUAUAGAUGAAAAAAUCGUUACUAAUUGUCGAACGAAAAUGAUCACUACUAGAAAAAUAACUAACGUUUGAACUACUAAAAAUUCAAAUGUGCGAUAUUAUCAUAAAAUAGCGAUAAUCCUGAAGUUAGUUAAAGUCUUGAAACCUUACAUUGAAUGAUCUUAAUCGUAUAAGUAUCUGUAAAAAAGCAAUACACCAGUAACACCUGAUAUCGAAUGAAGAAUACUCUAAGUCAGCCGACUAAUUUUUCAUUUUCUUUUUCUUUUGAUUUUGACAAAGAAAAUAAUAAUAAUAAUAAUAAUAAUAAUAAUAAUAAUAAAAAUAAUAAUAGUAAUAAUGAUAAUGAUAAUGAUAAUGAUAAAUAUAAAAAUAAAAAAAUCGAAAAAAAAUUGUUGAACGGCUGACGGACUAGCGACACGUAUAAUUGUAUAUUCAUAAAUAUAGGUGUAAAAAUGUCAUAUUGACGUAUGAAAGAGCCUCACCUGACGUACAUGAUAUUUUUAAGUGCAAAAAGUCCAAUGUAUGUAUUUUAUGUAUGUCGCAUCACCUACACUUCUAUGACAGGAAAGGUGGUUGAAUAUUUUGCGCUCGUCAUUUAUUCUUGUACUAGUUUUUUUUUCUUUUGUUCGUGAACUUCGGAUUUCAUAAUGAUUGAUAGAAGAAAACGGAAGGAUGUAUAUCGUACAAUUACAAAAGUGUCAAUUCAAAUGUGAACAAUACCACUAGAUUUAUAUUAUGAUAUACAUCUUUAGAACAUAUCUCGCAUAAAUAAAUUAUCCUUUGAAAACUUAAUCCAAUCUUGAUACAACCUUUGAUAAAUAUUUUACGACACUGAUAUAACAGUUAUAAAAAGAAAAUAAUACCUGGAUAAACGAUACGCGCAUUUUCGAAAAUGAAUUCAACACCGAAAUUAUUGUCAGAGUAGCUUGCACGGACAAUCAAAGACAUAAAGUUAAUUAUGCGUACCAUCACGAGGCUUGUUUUUAUAAAAAAAAAAACAAUCAAAAAAAGAAAACACACUGAACAAAAGCCCGCGACGUUCAUUCAGGUAUAAUAUAGGCGCCAUCAGAUAGUCAACUUUAAUAUAUAAACACACAACUUUACAAAUUAUAUCCCUGUGUCACCAAGGAUUGCUUCCGCUAUGUUUUUAAAUUUGUGCCAAAAAGAUAACAAAGUUUCUGUUGAAGACGUAGAGUCUCCUGUUUAACACACUUCCUAAGGAAAAUAUAUUAUAUAUGAAUGUUUCUUGUACUUUAUCAAUUCAAUGUCAACGACGCUUGAGGUGUUGAGAUGAACGAUUAUGUCUGUACAUAACUCGAGAAUGUGAUUUGUAUAUGAUUGUUUUCCACGGGUCGUAUACACUUUCUAUAUAUAUACUACUGUAAGCUCCGACGCGAUGAUCCGUUCGUUGUUGCGGCGAUUGGUUAUAUAGUUUCCUUUUAUGUUUUUAUUGCCAUUUUUUUGGAUAAUGUAAUGUUGUUGAUGAUUGUUGACGUUUGAAAGGUUAAGGUUUCGCGACUUCAAGUAUCCAAAAUUCAGAUACCAAUUAUUAUAAUUAUAACUAUACAUCAUUAUUAUCACUAUCCUCAUAGUGAUGAUUUUAUUCUUACAAUAUUAUAUCAUCAUAAGUACUAUAAUUACUAUUAUUAUUGAUUUGAAAAAAAACAAUCAAUGUAAAAUGUUUGUUAAGUUUGUGGCCUUGCUUAUAUAAUUUAAGUAUAUAUAAUAAUAUUUUAGGCUGUAACCACGACAAAAUUUUACCCAAUA